This is a messenger RNA of Epinephelus lanceolatus (giant grouper), 3779 nucleotides long. It is a transcript of the gene ngef, whose product is annotated as neuronal guanine nucleotide exchange factor. Gene Ontology annotation, biological process: activation of GTPase activity. The record is from RefSeq and is a predicted model, not a curated record. NCBI's taxonomy places the organism in Eukaryota, Metazoa, Chordata, Actinopteri, Perciformes, Serranidae. Gene Ontology annotation, molecular function: protein binding; guanyl-nucleotide exchange factor activity.
UGACGCACUCUCUUGGUUCCGCAGGCUGCCUGCGUCGCUAACAACACUAUUGUCCCACUGACAAGAAGGAAACACGGCCUGUGAACCACUUCUCCGCUCUCAGAGUUGUUCUUGGGAUUUAUUUUCAGCAGGACUUUUCAUUUCUAGUCAUGGAUUUGCUCCUGGAUUCUGGCUAAUUAUGACUUUUCCCCCAUUUUUUCAAAGUCAAGCAGAAUCUUCGUAACUCACUUUUUUUUUAAUCAAGAAAAGGGAAUCAUUUACUAUGUCUGUGACUGCUCUGUUCAGGAGCAAGUGGGGGCAGAAGUCACAGGACACUGCACAGAAGCAUCCAACACCUGUGGUUCAACCCAGCCAUGAUGAUGAUGAUGACGAGGAUGACCCAAAAGUUGGUUUCAGCAGAGAGCCUAUCCAAAGGAACUCACGCUUUUAUCGGUCAAUGAGGAAGAAGAGGCUGGUCUCAGCUCAGCAGUCUGAAAAUUCUAACAGACCUGGUUCAGACCACAGUCCAUCCAACAGAGCAGGAGUCUCUUCCUCUAAUACACCCUCACCCCACAAAUCACCUUCAUUGCAUGGGGCGAGACGCCCCCAGCUUUCACCAGAGCUCCAUCAUUCCAAAACUGUGUUGCCAAGCAAUGGUGAGGCCAGCAGCAGACAUGCUCUGUAUAACAGGGACGCUGUGGAUAGGAGAAGAGGAGGAGUGGGAGGAGGGAGGAGUGUGGACAUAUCUGCUGCCUCCAACAGCCAGCGUCAAGAUUUUACAGCUGACAUGAUCACUUACCGGACUCACGGCAUUCAUAGCGGAGACAUUAAAAAGCUGUCUGAGCAAACAGCUGAAGCUUGCACUGUACAGGAGGUCAAAAGGAAAAUCAUGAGCUCACAACGGCCCAGUUCUGACGGAGCAGACCAGGAUAACGCCAACCUCAGGUUGCUCAGCAAUGGAGAUGGCUCCCAGACAAUCUGCCAUAGCCUCAACAUUGUCAAAAACAUCGCCUUCCUGUACCAGGAAUACCGGGACACCUCCAAGCAGCACGAGAUUGAGCAACGGCGGCAGCAAGAGAACCUCUCUCCUACUGUCACAGCAGGGACUGUGGUGGCAGAGUCCGGUGGCAUGUCCCCUCCAGCGUUACAGCUGCAGCUUAGGAACAGUGCUCGGUCACUGAGCUUGUGGCAGAACCUGGAAGCUGUGCAGGCCAGUGGCCUACUCACCCAGUUACCGCAUAAAGAAAUCAUAAUGCAAGAGGCCAUGUUUGAGCUUGUUACCUCAGAAGCAUCGUACUACAAGAGUUUGGAAAUUUUAGAGACUCACUUCCUACGUAACCCUGUUUUAAUCAACACUCUCAGCCAAUCUGACAUGCAUUUUCUGUUCUCCAACAUCGAGGAGGUCAUGAAAGCCAGUGAAAGGUUCCUGAUGGAUCUCGAGCACCGCAUUGAAAAGUCUAUUUUGAUUUCUGAUGUGUGUGACAUUGUUUACUUCCAUGCCGUGGAACACUUCAGUGUCUUCAUCAAAUACGUCAUUAACCAGGUGUACCAGGAGAAGAACUACAGACGCAUUUUAGAGGGAAACCAGGCAUUUCGUGAAGCCAUGGCUGCACUGGAGAACCAUCCACGCGUCAGGGGCCUGUCCUUUACCUCAUUCCUAAUCCUUCCUUUCCAGAGGAUCACAAGGCUCAAGUUGCUUGUACAGAAUAUCCUGAAGAAAGCUGAAGAAAACUCAGAGAGGGAGGCAAAUGCUAUAAAAGCACAUCAGCAACUGGAGCAGAUUGUGAAAGAGUGUAACGAGGGGGUGCGAAAAAUGAGUCGCACUGAGGAGCUUAUCAGCAUUGAGAAAACACUGGAGUUUAAAUCCAAGUCUGUACCCAUCAUUUCCCACUCGCGCUGGUUACUAAAGAAGGGUGAAGUGCAGCUAAUGGCUGGACCUAAGAGCACUAGGACCAUGCGGAGUCGUAAGCUCUACCAACCAGUCUACUUGUUCCUUUUUAACAAUCUGCUGCUGGUCACUAAGCGCAGCUCUAGUGGGGACAAGUUCCAGGUUCUUGACUCAUGCACACGCGCCAUGUUGAGGACUGAAGAUCUUGAAGACCAGGGCCAGCUUCUGGCCAAUGUCUUUAAUCUUAAGCUGCUGGAAAACCAGGAGGAGCGUCCAGUCAGCUACAUGCUCAAGACCUCCAGUAUGAGUGAUAAGCUUCGAUGGAUGUGUGCUCUCACUCCUAACCGGCGCACACGCUUUAUGUCUACUAGUGCCCACCAACCAGACUCUCCACAGGUCCAGUGUAUCCAGUCAUACUCUUCUCAGGAGCCAGAUGAACUCUCCAUUGAGAUGGCUGAUGUUUUGAACCUCCUUGAGAGAACAGACGAUGGCUGGAUGAUGGGUGAAAGACUCCAUGAUGGUGAAAGGGGCUGGUUCCCUAGUCGAGUAGUAGAGGAAAUCCAGAGCAAGGAGGUCCGAGCUCAGAACCUGAGAGAGGCCUUUAGGAUCCAGCAAGCCCAGGAAGGUGGUGGAGGCCCGCAACCUGGAGCCAGGAUUGGUGUAAGGGUGGGGAGGCGCACCCCAAGGGCCUCCAAUUUCUCCAAUCCUUGAAUUGUUCAAAUGGAGGAGAGCAGUGAAGUAAAGCAGUGAAGCAGUAACAGUGAUGAAUAUCACCCUUCAGGGCCAUAUGCACUAAAAGACAUAAUCAGGAUACAUGUGACUUAAAUUCCAUACAAUAACAUCUUGUCCUUUUGAUUUUCACUUAGCAGUUGGUGGUUUUAGAAAUCCACAUUUUUGGACCCAGUGAUCUGGGACAAAACGCUUGAGUCAAUAACCUUGUACAAGCGAUGCUGCAUGUCUCAUAUAAAGGUGUGCUGAGGGUGUUUUGCAGGCCCACACACUGUCGCAUGUAAUGCAUGGAGCAAAACUCUGGGCUUGAUUAGGAACUGUGUGUGGGGAUGGCAAGAAACCUAAAAGGUCUUGUAAAGGUACUGUAAACAUCUGUCAGCUGCAUGGGCAAGUUUUAAAAAUUUUAAUGUUCAUUUCAUUGUAAAAUACCUUUCAACACUGAUUAUAGCCUACACCCACAACACAAACUGUCAAGUGUACAGUGGCCCCAAGAGCUCAAUGUACUGCAAUAUCAAGAGAUGGUUUUCCAGCAGCAGCGGUAAAACAGGCUGCAGAGUAAUGCCUAUGGGCAAUUAUGCUCCAUCAGUUUAUGUCCAUUGAAAGUGUUCUUUUCCACCACACGCAACGUAGCACCAGAAGAACAAAUGAAUGCCUUUUCACUCUGCUGAUGAAAAUGAGUAUAUCUCAAAAACUAAAUAAUGUACAUAAAUCAAAUAACUUAGGGAGUUUUAAGGAAUAUUUUGUUUAUGCUUCUCCAUUCAAAAAUCUUUUGUGUUUUUAUUAUGUAAAAUCUGAUUGAAAAACAUGUUUAAAAACAUGUCCAAUCUUUUUAAUUUAUUUUUUUAAAGGUUUGAUUUCUCUUUAGGGUCCUCUCCAUAAUGUUGUCAGACCCUUACAUUAAGAAUCUGAGCCCAUCAGUAGCAAAAACAAGCAAUUUUAAUGGAUAUAAAUUGACGGUGCACAUUUGUGUGCAGGGAUUAUAUUGCAGCCUGUUUUGCGGCUGUUGCUGCAGCGAUCUGGACUAAUUUAAAAAAUUGUUGUCUUCAUUAGUCACUUUCCUAGUCCACGUUCAAAAAAUAAUGAAUUUUGCAAAACAACAAAAACACAACAAAAUACAUGCAGUCCAUUGCGCUUUCAGGACCAUCAUACAAGUGUCUAAUAAAAUAGUAUUGUGUGAAAAUUA